UACCCCUCCCCUUCCACUCUACUCCUCCUUCUCCUCCUCCCAUCAUCCAAACCUCCGCGAAAGGGUGUGCGUUUUGAAGGUUGAGCGAAGCCAAACAUAAACUGCAGAGAGGAGCGCACUCGUCACUCGGUUUCUCCACUAGGGUCAAGCCUGUGAGCUGAAGCCCGGGACCAGCACAUCCCAUCCCGUCAACGACCUGGGCCCCCGAUCAAGGUCCUGUCCUUCCGAAGAAAAGAGAGAGGGGAGCCGCAUACACGGGCACUGACGUUAAAAAGUUGAGGUACAUUAAGGUGCUCGGUAAAAUACAAUGUGGCAGCUGCGUGGAUUCUCUUCAAGGUCAGUAUCGGAGCACCGCCAAAUUUGUCCGGCUUUCGUGGAGGAGGAAGGGGCGCGGAAGGGAUGGGAUGAUGCCGCUGCUGCCGCCGCUGCAGUGUCUUCCUCGCUUCCAUCAUCACCAAUGACACAUUUCGCCGACGAGGACGUUGCUUGUGGUCACUGACACGGAGGGAAACUUGUGAAACACGGCUGUAAACAUAGCAGAAUAGGAUAGGCUCCGGUUUUACAGCGUUAUUGUCUGUGGGGUUGUAAAAGUGAACUCUUCAUAUCGUCUUGUUUUUUUGUGUGUGACUGACUGUUCACCUGACUGCGAGCGACCGCACCGGAGUCAAGCUAGCUAACGUGACCGCAGAGAACGUUCUGGUCGGGAUAAAGGUAGUCGAGUCAAACGUUAAAAGUCCGUUUGGUCGUGCAGGAAUUCGUUAGUUACGCAGACGUUGCGCAGUUAUAACUUAACUCAGUGUAAGCCAACUUCCUUGAAUUAGUUUGGCGUUUGUAAAGCCGACUUAACAUAUUCACUAUUCUUUCGUCGCCUUUAAUUUGCUCAACAAAAUGCCUCUGAGGACAGGUUCCGCCGGCUUCGGCAGGAGUUUGCCGGAGCGGGGGCUGCUCCUGCUGGUGGUGCUGGUGGUCCUGGAAGGCUUCUUCCUUCCCCACGGAGCUGCCAGCUCUCCGGAUGUCAGCCACAAGGAAAGUCUAGACAACCACAGAGAGGCGGACGUGGGACAUAACUUCACUAAAAAGGCUUUCCCUGUGCUCAGCCUCGACUACCAUCACAUACAGACGCCCUUUGAAAUCUCAUUAUGGGUUCUCCUGGCUUCUUUAAUGAAAUUAGGGUUCCACCUGAUUCCUCGUCUGUCCGGCAUUGUGCCAGAAAGCUGCCUGUUGAUUGUUGUGGGCCUGCUGGUAGGGGGGCUCAUCAAACUGGCUGGAGAGGAGGUCCCACCAGUGCUGGACUCAAGAUUGUUCUUCCAGUGCCUGCUGCCCCCCAUCAUCCUGGAUGCUGGCUACUUCCUGCCCAUCCGCCCUUUCAUGGAGAACUUGGGCACAAUCCUGAUGUUUGCUGUUGUGGGAACUUUGUGGAACGCCUUCUUCAUCGGGGGCCUGCUGUACGCUGUAUGUCAGAUACAGCCGGCCAACCCCUCUGACCUCCACCAACUGGAGCUCCUGCCUUGCCUGCUCUUUGCCUCCAUCAUCUCAGCUGUGGAUCCUGUUGCCGUGCUAGCAGUGUUUGAGGAGAUCCAUAUCAAUGAGCUGUUGCACAUCCUGGUGUUUGGCGAAUCGCUGCUAAACGAUGCUGUCACUGUGGUGCUGUACCACCUUUUUGAGGAAUAUGCAGGUGCUGGCACCGUAACGGUGAUGGACUGCUUCCUUGGAGUCAUCUCGUUCCUGAUAGUGGCUGUGGGUGGUGUUCUUGUCGGAGCGAUCUAUGGUAUCCUGUCUGCCUUCACCUCACGCUUCACCUCCCACACACGGGUCAUCGAGCCACUUUUUGUCUUUGUGUACAGCUACAUGGCUUAUCUGUCAGCUGAGAUGUUCCACCUCUCCGGCAUCAUGGCGUUAAUAGCAUGCGGAGCAGUCAUGCGUCCUUAUGUUGAGGCCAAUAUAUCCCACAAGUCCCACACCACCAUCAAGUACUUCCUCAAAAUGUGGAGCAGUGUCAGCGAGACGCUGAUCUUCAUAUUUCUGGGCGUGGCCACCGUGGACGGACCUCAUUCAUGGAACUGGACCUUUGUCACAGUCACCGUCAUCUUGUGUCUGGUGGCACGAGUUAUGGGUGUGGUUGGCCUGACCUUCAUCAUCAACAAGUUCCGCAUUGUGAAGCUGACCACCAAAGACCAGUUCAUCAUAGCCUAUGGUGGUCUGCGAGGUGCCAUCGCCUUCUCCCUCGGCUUCUUGCUGAAUAAGGAACAUUUCCCGAUGAGAGAGAUGUUCCUCACUGCCAUCAUCACCGUCAUCUUCUUCACCGUCUUCGUUCAGGGCAUGACCAUUAAACCACUGGUGGAGCUGCUGGCAGUGAAGAAGAAACAGGAGGCCAAGCGCUCCAUUAAUGAGGAAAUCCACACGCAGUUCCUGGACCACCUACUGACUGGAAUUGAGGACAUCUGUGGACACUAUGGACACCACCACUGGAAGGACAAACUGAACCGCUUCAACAAGAAGUAUGUGAAGAAGUGCCUGAUUGCAGGCGAGCGCUCCAAGGAGCCACAGCUCAUCGCCUUCUAUCACAAGAUGGAGAUGAAACAGGCCAUUGAGCUGGUGGCGAGUGGAGGGGGAGUCAAGCUGCCUUCUGCGAUGCCUUCCACCGUUUCCAUGCAGAACAUCCAGCCGAAGAAGCCUCCUAUUGCUAAGUCUGCAGAGAGAGCUCUGCCACAGCUGACGAGAGGCCGCGAGGAGGAGAUCAGGAAUAUCCUGCGCAGUAACCUUCAGAGGACACGACAGAGGCUGCGCUCCUACAACAGACACACUCUGGUGGUGGAUCCAUACGAGGACGGAUUCAAUGAAUUACUUAUAAAGAAACAAAAGAUGAUUGACCUGGAGAAGAAGAUAAAGGAGAUGAAUAACUACCUGACAGUGCCUGCUGCUCCUCCUGAUUCCCCGACAAUGUGCAGAGCCAGACUGGCCUCAGGGAGAAAUACUGAUUUCAAACCUGCUCAGCAGCAGAAAGGGAACAGAAUCUGUGAAGACCCUCAAGCCUACAGUAUGAAGCCGGCGUCUGGCACCGUACCAUCCAUUCAGGUGGACCUUGCCUCUCCUCAGUCUCCAGAGUCUGUCAGCGUCAUCGAUGAGUUCAGACGGGCCAACCGGGAGGAGGACGACCAGGGCCUCGUGAUGAGGCCUCGCCAUAGACCAGGUGGACCGAACAAGAAGACUGAGGAGGAGGGGGAUACAGCGAAAGAUCCGCAGAAGCUGAUGAGGUGUCUCAGUGACCCAGGUCCCAGUGCAGAGGACGACGAGGACGAGGACGAACCCUUUCUGCCUUAACAUGGCAGAGCAGACAGAGAGGGAUGAGGCUACACGGGGCUGCUUUGCUGCUCUGCUCUACGUCUAUCACUUUGGUUCAGAAACCAAACAAGCCAAAACUGCUGAUGCUGUACAAAGCAGAAAUUAGAAUCAAAAAGAGACUGAAAAUAACAAAGAGAGCCAUUAGUUUGUUAUUAUCAUUGCUCUUUAUUUUUUUAGAUGGGAUGAGUACAGCUGUCACUGAUAAACAGAGAGGUUGUGGCGUUUAUGAUUGAUAGUCUGAGACAUUCAGGAAAGAACUAUGCAUUACCAAAGGUCUGGACUGUUUUACUGUCAGACAAUGUUGUUUUUUUUACUUUAUCCUUCUUGAUGUCGUUGUUGAUCUUAUUUUUGACCAUGACGCUAACAUAUUUGUUUUACCUUUACACCUACAUUCUCUGAUACAUGCUGGUCCUCCACUAUCAACGCUUCGGUCCACUUUUUACAUUCUUUCUUUUAUUAUGUCACUUGAAAUUGCUGGAUUUUGCCAGUUGAAGCUAGUUUUACCAUAUAUGUAUAUAUACAGUACAUACUGUGUACAUAUAUACACAUAUAUAUUUAUACAUAUAUAUGUGUAUAUAUGUAUGUAUGUAUAAGUUCAUGGGUACUUACGUCUAAUUGUUUGAGGUGGAUGUUUUUAGUCUCUGUGCAAAAGAACCACUGUUCUUUAUAGUCAUGGCCUUGUCCAGUGGUUAUGGAGGGAGUUGAUGUGGACUUGAGAAAUCCCUUAAUAUUGUAUUGCAUAGUUUUGACCUACAUAUGUGGAGCGAAGCUGUUUGAGGGACUUGUUGGACAGGCAGUGAUGCAGCACAGAUGUUUUUGAUGUCAGUCUCAUGCUCGAUUCCCCGUCUUCUGCAGCUGAAUUACAUGUUGUCACGUCACAUUUCUGCAAAAUGAAGGACACCAACUGCCGUUUAACUCCACGACCACAUUUCUCUGCAUCAACAUUUUUGUUGUUAUGUUUUAUAACACUUUACACCUCAACUGUUGGCGUUGUAAGAGUAUUUUUUUGUCCAAUUCACACUCCUUUUAAGCUUUUAUGCCACAAAAUAUGCUUUGGUAUAUAACAUGUUAGCACAUGCCUUCUUUCAUUCUACAGCAUUUGUGUCCUGCGUAACUCACAACAAGUUAAGGUUUGCACAGGAAUCCAUCCACGCCGCCCUCACCAUUUAGAAAUAUGAUACAUUAGGCAUGUCAUUGCAAAACAAAAAUGCAACUCUAUGCAGUAUAGGUGUGUAAAAUAUGUAAAAAGAAGAAAAAAUGCCAUAGUAUCUUAUAUUUAUGAAAACCCUUUAAAACUAAAGUGUUGUAAACGUAUAACAAUGCAAAACACUGAGAGAAACCAAUGCUAAAGACAAAUAUGGGCAUUAAAAUGCAAUCAUUGAAACUAAAACAGUUUACAACUCUGUUUGCACAUCUGAGCAAGACUGAAAGGUAGUAGUCUACUGAUACUGUAAAUCUGUGUAGUCAGUGAAUGUAACAUCCAUGUUUCUCAUGUCUCAUACUGUACAUAAAUGCACCAUUCACAGUCAGAACAGCAAAGUGCCAAUCACAGUUAGAUUCUAUGUUCCACGGUACCCACUGUGAGGAAAAGGAAGAAUAGUCUUUGUUUAUUUCUUUGACAGACUGACUAAAGUAGCUUCAGUGAGUCAGUGUUCUACUUUUCCAGCUGUUUUCAAGGUGUUGAAGACCAUUUGAUCCUCCAUGAUCCUCUUACAUCAGGAAGGCUCACAUUACAGCUUAGGGAAAUCAGAAAAAAAAGCCUUUCUAUGGUUACUCAAGAUUAUUAAUGAGGUAUUUUGUUUGUGCUUGUAUUAAAAAUCCGUAGUCGGGGGGGGGGGGGGGGGGUGUUAAGUCCCUUUCAUGCCCCGGACAUGUUUCCUUCGUCCCACUUUCUAAAAGGAGAAUAGCAGCUGAGUGAUGAUCGUGUUCGCAUCUGGUUUCCUUGUGUGAGUCAUGUUCAGUUUCUUCUGAGAAGCCUCUGCAUAUGCAUGAGCUGAGAGAUGCAGCAGAGAGACAGGGCUGGAAAUCAUCGAUAAUAUGUGGACCUCUAUACCGAUUCCUCCACGGUACUUUGCCCCAUACCAAUUUUAUGAAAUUGGUACCGUUUUUAACAAAAAAAAAGACAUUACACAUGACUCUUUGUUUCAGCUAGUCCAAUUUUCUGCUCCCUUUGUCGUGUCACGUUAGAUCUUCUCAACAUAGCUUCAUUCAUUAAACAAGCAGCAGCCACACACACACACACACACACACAGGAUAAUCCCCGUCUGUCUCUGGUCGAAACGUCCCACACACAUGGAGACAGACAGACACGAGCACUGUUAGAUCUCGCUUAAAAAAACAUGCUGUAUGAUUAUUGUUACUAACUUGCAAGGAAUCGGAGGUGAAUAUGUCCGGUUGUUAAAAACCCUUGAAGGACUCAAGGACAGACGGAACCUUCUCCCUCAUCCUCACAUGCGUCUUUUAUUGUUGUGAAAAAAGGACGGGGACAUUUAUGUGCAACAUUACUUUUAUUGGGUUCUAAAAUGGUGUGUGUGAGAAAAGCUUCUCUCCAUCUGAGCGCGGAUGUUUCACGCCACCAUCGUCUCACCACAGGCUUCAUGAUUUGGCCGCAAAUUCAACUCCUCGUGCCGCAGUAACUGAGUCUCAGACCUUUCGUCAGGUUUCAGGAAGGUCACAGUCGCUUCUUUCUUCAUAAACACUUGUACAUAAAGACUGUAAACAAAGCAGUAUUUUCCUGUCCAAACAAAACAUGAAUAACAUUGUUUUGGGCUGUGAUUGAGAGGGAGAGGGAAACCAAAAAAACAUGCAUAUCCUUUAAUUUAGUCCAAAGACUUAUUUUCAAAGAAGGGGGGGAAUCAUUGUUUACAUGUUGUUCUUCUUCACACCAAAUGCUUCUUUUUGGGGGCAAACAUCUGAAUGUCGUACACAUCGUUUAGCUUUAACCACUCGUGUCUUUAUCUUUAAUCUGGAUCAUUUUUUUAUUUAAACACUGGUGAAAUAUGUUAAGUCAUGUCAGAUGUUUUCAUUGAAUGUGUUGGACUGAAUCACAGCGUUAAAACUGUUCAUUCACUUCAGCUUUAUGAUUUUAUUCUCUGCUUUACUCUUUCAAGUGCUUUACUGUAAAACAAAAACAAAAAAACAUUUUUUGUUUUUCAGGGACGUCUGAGUCCCUUUUGUUAUCUUUAUCAGGAUUUGUGUGAACUGCAGAUACUUUCUGUUGUUUUUGUUUUCUUCUGUUUUGAUAUUUCCUGCUCAUGUUUACCUGUAACCAAACUCCAACGUUCUUGUGCAGCUUAAACGCUUUAAAGUGAAGGCAUCAACUUCAAUCAAUGAAACACGCUGAUAACAAACUCUUAAAUAAGGCCACUCUGGUGUUCUUUCAUGUUUUACAUUUGUGUUAGGCAACCAUUAGUUUACUUUCAUGUUCAUCGACAUAGCAGCGUCUUCAUAACCAAGUGGAAAGGGAACUUGGCUUGUAACCGAAGGGUUGCUGCUCCUAAUUCUAGGAAGGUUUCUAGUAGAGGAUGAGUUAAAUGCAGAGUGGUUUAUUAUGGAGACUUUGCUUCAGAUUCAUCACCAUGAACAUCAGGUUAUUAAGUCGGGUACAUUAUUUGUUGCGUGAUGCAUAUUCAUGUAAUCAGGCUGACAAACUACAGUGCCAUGCGACAGUUGACUAAACACCUUCUAAUGGCCGUUUUUACCGGUAGAAAUGAUUGAGAACUGCAGUGUGCUUUGAAAAGUGUUGAGCACUAAUUUUGCUUCAUGAUGUAUACAUACUUUUUUUCCAGUAUACAGUAAUGAGUGUGUUGUCAUUACUCCACCACCUAAAGACUGUUUUCCUCCCUUGUUUACCUCAUCAAUCUCUAUUCCAGCUCCUGUUGUGUUCCUCUGUUUACACACACACACACACACAAGCGCGUGACUGAGCACUUUAACAAAGCAGUACCUUUAACUCAUCGUGCUGAUGUUAGAGAGAGCAAUAAGUGGCUUUAAUGUAACGUACACACACACAUACACAUCACAGGGGAAAGGAAUGUACUUCAUGAUGGGCCUUAUAAAAAAAGGGAUGUUGUCUGUCUUUGCUCGGCGGCAAACGUCGUGAUAUGACUCGAUGACAGAGCGGUGACCAUUUUGUUUGUCUUUUUCUCACAUUUUAGUUUUGCUGAUCUUCAUGUGUUUGUUGGAUUUACUUGUUUGCAGUUUGACUAUUUCAAUUUUGCAAUAAUGAGAUUGUUUUAUUUUCUAUACACAUGACUAGGAAAUAUAUAUAUCUAUACAUACAUAAAUAUAUAAAUUAAAAAAAGGUAUAUUAGACAUUUAUUAUAAGGAUGUACAAAUAAGAAUCUGAACAAUAAGUGUGCACUCUCUUGCUAACUUUUGCCGUAAAGCAUUCCAUUCCUGUAACGACUAGUGAAAACUAACAACCCGAGGUGAAACUGCAAAAGUCAGAAACUGUAUGAAAAUUAAAGUUUUACUUUAUGAUG
This is a messenger RNA of Solea solea (common sole), 7826 nucleotides long. It is a transcript of the gene slc9a1a, whose product is annotated as solute carrier family 9 member A1a. Gene Ontology annotation, molecular function: sodium:proton antiporter activity. Bases 889 to 3321 code for a protein of 810 amino acids. The record is from RefSeq and is a predicted model, not a curated record. The transcript has 13 exons. Gene Ontology annotation, cellular component: membrane. Gene Ontology annotation, biological process: regulation of pH; sodium ion transport; proton transmembrane transport. Lineage: Eukaryota; Metazoa; Chordata; Actinopteri; Pleuronectiformes; Soleidae.